GAGAUGGAGGCUGCGGUCUUCCGGCUGGCGUUGCUGCUGUACGUCGGCUUCGCCAUCACAGGGGCAGGGGCGCACCUGCGCGGCCAGCACCGGCCGGAGGAGGAGCGGCUGCCGGCCGCCGUCGCCGAGUUCCUGCGCACGGGCGACUCGAGCGCCCUGCGGCAGGCCAAUUGCUCGCGCAGGUUCGAGCUGCUGCUGCUGCCGCUGCACCGGGGAAGGUCACCCGAGAGCCCGCAUCGCUCCGCGCUGGACGCGCUGCUGCACGCCGCCAAUUUCGUCAGCUCGGUGCUGCAAGCCAACAGGUCCAGGGAGCGCAGCGUGCGGCGAGACGUCGACUGGUACCGUGCCCUGCUGCGGAGCCUCCUCCUGGGCGAGCGCAAGAUCCACCGGGCCGUGCUCACCUUCGCCUCGGACGGGCCCGGCGUGAACCUCCAGGCCACCAGGGCCGGAGGGCAGAUCGUGCUCCGGGACCUCUGGGGUCCGCACAACCGCACGAAGAAGCUGCUGAGGCAGGAUUUGGAAGCCGUGGACAACUCCCCGGGGAGAGGCCAAAGUUUGAACCCGGACGAGACGCACGUCAAGUGGUCGGCGCCCCACCUGGAGUGCGACAACGGGACCUUUGUCCCUCGGUGGUUGGUGACGUUGUCGGCUGCCUUCUACGGACUCAAGCCUAACUCGGCUCCGGAAUUCAGGGGCGUAGUGCGAGUGGACAUCAAUCUCCAGGAUAUUGAUAUCGACCAGUGCUCCACUGAUGGCUGGUUUGCUGGAACCCAUCGCUGCAACCUGACCACUACGGAGUGUUUGCCAAGCCGAGGCCACGGCUUCGUCCUGGACAAGUACAAGUGUCACUGCAGAAAGGGAUUCUACCACCCUGACCGAUUGGCCGUCGGGGGCUUUACAAGCGCGAAUGAGGCGCCCGCCGGCGACUGCCAGCCGUGCCGGCCGGGCUGCGCCUUCUGCAAGGACGACACGCCGUGCGCCGCGCGGGAGGACGGCGCGCUGCGGACCGCCGUCGUCUGCUUCCAGAGCCUCUGCGUCCUGGCGCUCUUGGUCAGCAUGGUGCUGGUCUACCACUUCCGGAGGAACAAGAGUAUCCGGGCGUCGGGCCUCGUCCUGCUGGAGGCCAUUUUGUGUGGCGCGCUGCUUCUCUACUUCCCGGUGGGGAUCCUUUACUUCCAGCCCGGCGUGUUCCGCUGCAUCCUGCUCCGCUGGGUCCGCCUGCUGGGCUUCGCCACCGUCUACGGAACGCUCACGCUCAAGUUGUACAGGGUCCUGAAGGUGUUCCUGUCACGCACGGCCCAGAGGAUUCCCUACAUGACCAGUUGGCGAGUGCUGCGUCUGCUGGCCGUCAUCCUCCUGGUGGUCUGCUGGUUCCUAGUGGCGUGGACGUCCGCCGUGUGCCAGGCGGCCGACAGGAAGUCGGCGCUGAUCGACGUGGGCUACACGCCGGACGGGCUGCAGUUCAGCAUGUGCCUGCUGGACCCGUGGGACUACAUGAUGGCCGUCGCCGAGUUCCUGUUCCUGCUGUGGGCGGUGUACCUGUGCUACGCCGUGCGGACGGUGCCGUCCGCCUUCCACGAGCCGCGCUACAUGGCCAUCGCCGUCCACAACGAGCUCAUCCUGUCGGCCAUUUUCUACGUCAUCAGGUUCACGCUGGCCCCCGAGCUGCACCCGGACUGGAUGCUUCUGCUCUUCUUCACGCACACCCACCUGACGGUCACAGUCACGCUGGGCCUGCUGCUCAUUCCCAAGUUCCUGUUCGCCGGCACGCAAAGGCGAGACGACAUGGCGUCGGAGGCAUACGAGGACGAGCUAGACAUGGGUCGCUCGGGCUCCUACCUGAACAGCAGCAUCACGUCGGCGUGGAGCGAGCACAGCCUGGACCCCGAAGACAUUCGGACGCCAGACGAAGCGGGGCCUCUGAGUUCUAGUAAUGGCUGUGGCGUAAGAUCACGCGACAGUCUUUGGGAAAAACGUGCCAACGAAGAGCUGAAGAAGCUCUACUGCCAGCUGGAGAUCUACAAGAGGAAGAAGAUGCUGGCCAACAACCCGCAUCUGCAGAAGAAGCGCAGCUCCAAGAAGGGCCUGGGACGCUCCCUGAUGAGGCGCAUCACCGAGAUACCCGAGUCGGUGCACCGCCAGUGCAGCCGCGAGGAGAAGGACGGCGGCGAGCACGGCAGCAAUCGGAACAGCAUCUGCGUUUUAAAGAAACACCCCUUCGAUCAAACGCACCCUGUCAAACCGGCCAAGGAGGAGACCCUGAAAAACAAGGUGUUCUCCUUGAAGAAGUCCCACAGUAGCUACGACCAUGUCCGAGACCAGAGCGAAGACUCCAGCAGCUCGGCGACGGACAAGAUGGAGGUGAACGCCGCCGAAGGCUCCCUUCUGGACGCCCUGAUGGGCAAGAAGCUGGUCAAAAAGAAGUCGCGGGAGAACCUCAAUGACCCCAGCGAGUCCACCGAGUCGGUGCCGCUGGUCUGCAAGUCGGCCAGUGCCCACAACCUGAGCGCAGACAAGAGACCCCUCCACCCUCGAGCCACCGUGCUGCAGAAGUCCCUCAGCGUCAUCGCCACCGCCAAGGAGAAGACGCUGGACUUGGCCGGAAAGACCCAAAGCGCGGAGGACAGCCCCAAGAAGCCUCCGCCGAGGGGCAAAGACGAGAGCGAGCCCAAAAAUGUCGUCGCCAAAGGCAGAAAUGCCAAACAAACCGCUGUCUCCUCCGAUCCAGUCAAGGGGAAAGACCUUUACGAUCUCUCCGAGGUGUGUCCUUGGGAGGUGGAGGACCUCCCAACACCUUUAGAGAACAAGGUCCAAAAACACGUGUCGAUCGCGCCAGAGGAAAGCACCACGGUUCACGGGGGCACCGCCAAGGGAGGCAAAACCCAGAAGCUGACACUCUCGGAUCAGACACCCUCUGGCGUCAGACAGUCCAAGGAAGCUCAGAGGAACAACGCCGCAAGAGAGGACGUCUGUCCUUGGGAGGCGGGAGGAGGCGAGAGCCAAAGCGCUCCAGCGUCCAGUCAAGCUAAGAAACAGCAGGAGCCUCGACCCAAAGCGGAAAACACCAAAACCAACCGAGCCGAGGUUUGUCCGUGGGACUUUGGAGAGCCGACGGGAGAGACUUUUCCAGCAAAGAAUGUGGACGCUCUGGGGAGCAAUGCGACCUCGGAUUCGUCAAAGACGGGACGCUCGCUGAAAGCCGACGUUGCUCCGUGGGACAGUCCCGCGUCUCCCGGUUCCCAGGACACGCUGAGCCACUCUCGGAGUUCCAAACCCAAGGAAUCUCCUUCAAAAAAGAAGGGAAGCCCCUCCCCGAGAACACUUGACAAGGACAAAUCAAAAAACGGCAACGACGAGAAGAGCCGGACAAAAGCGAAGGACAAGAGCAAAUCUUCUGAGAAGCAGCAGAAAUUAGCCGAGGUUUGUCCGUGGGACGUUGGCGGUCGCCAGGAGGCGCCGGCCGUGGAGAAGCGCAAGAGCGCAAACGUCGGAAUGGCCAAAGUCAAGAAGGCCGAGGUUUGUCCGUGGGACUUUGAGGAGCCGUCGGAGAAAGCAGCCUCAGAUAAAUCCUCGGCGGCGCGGAGGAGCGAUCCCGAUCCCGCAAAGAAGGCCGACGUUUGUCCUCGGGACUUUGACGACAAGACGCCGUGACACUCGCACCCAACGAAGCCGAGACGCCCCGAGCUUGGCCUGGCCUCUUUUGCAAGCCAAAAUCUGACGCUGGACUCUCCGUAGGUGGCUUGCCAGAAAAGUCAAUUCCGUUCCACGAGUUGCCUUCCUUUACGACAUUCGGUUCCGGUUUUGUGUACUUUUACAAACAAACGAGACCACGAGGAGUCCAGACGGUCACAGGGAAUUCCUGAAGAUUACUCUUAGACCAAUUAUGCAAUUUUUCAUUCUUCGAUUCAUUUUGCAGUUUUGUCUGUACAUAAACAUCACUAAUGUGGGGACCAGUUGUGAUACGAAGGCGGAAGCCAAAGAAGAAAAAAAGGCUACAGAGAGAAAUGUUGGUCAGGAGUGUUUAGGAAACCAAUCAAGUCUGAAGCACUUUAGCCAACAUGAACCAACUCUUCAUCUUCACACUUUCUUCUUCUUCUUCUUCUUCUUCUUCUUCGCUAGAUCAGUUCAGAUGUAGUUCUGCUGUACUGUUUGUGCCUAAAGUGAGGAACUAACCUCGUCGUCUGGUCUUACGUCUGACGAGACAGCAACACAGCGCCGUCCUACUCGCCAACAAACAUGAAUAAUAGAAAGAGCAUGCACAGCUUCAGUAAGUAAAACAAAAAUUCAUGGAAUUGUGUUCAAACUAAAAAGAAAAGAAAAUACCUUGUAUUCCGUAGGCAACGAAAACAGUUAUUACAUUGUUAUUAUGGCUUCAUUACAACAAUUUAUUACAUGCAUAUUCUGUAAAAACAAAAUUCUUUUAGUCUUCGUUAAGUUCAGCUUGGUUCCUUGUGUUGACUGAAUGGGACAUUAUUGUGUACAUGGCCGCUCAAACAACCGUUGCCGCUUUACGAAUUCAGUUACAGGGGAUCAUCGGUUAAAAAAAAAUAAUAAUAAAUAAAAAAAAAAGCAAAGGCUGGCAUGGUUCCUUGUGCUGACUUCUCGCGACUUUUCCAAAAUAUUUACUGUAAAUGACUGGCCCAUUCUUAGGCCCCUUUCAUGUUGCUUUUACGGCAAAUUGACGAAUCAGAGGGCAUAACGGUAACGGGUUGAUUUCAACAGCUGGCCAGUGUGAAAGGGGCUUCACAAACGCAUCUCAAGCAUUUCACUUGUUGUCCUCGCCAAAUACUUAUGUGGGUGUGUAAGUAGCAAAAAGUCGUACAAUUUAACCACCUGAAUGCAAAUUACGCCUCGUUGGUCUCUUGUCUGAUUCCUUGUGUUAGCGUUAGCCUAGCAUUAGCACUAACUGCCGGGCUACUCUGCAAAAGCAAAAAAAAAAAAAAAAAAAGAGAGAAUCCUCCCUUCGUCAGUCCUAAUAGAACGAGAACGAACUUUGGUGCGUUUCUGUAUCCGACGUUUCCAUGUAGCGUAGCAGGUUUCCGUCCCACUGCGAGAACCCCGUUAGUCAUUUUUCGACUUUUUGCUGACGAUUGCUAGAACUAAACCUUUGGAAGGUUUUGCUUUGUUCCGCGUUUUGUAUCAAAAUGUCUUAAGUAUUUGUCACGCUCCAAUUGUGUAGUCCCAACAGUCACCCGUCAAGUCGCCCGCUAGGGUUUUCGGCGUCUGGUGUGUAUGUCGUCACCGACUAGCCGCGAUUGUCGUCAAAGGACUCGAUAGUGAUAAAUGUCGUUGAAAUCAAUCCAAAAAGUCAGCGUCAAGCGCUGAAUUCCGUCGUUUUUAGAAGCCAGAAGAGUCCGGUGAGGAGGUGGUAUUCGUUGUCCAAGUUCCUGAUGCGCCAACAUCCGUUUUUGUUUGUUUGUUUAUCUGGAAAUGUCAUCGAAAAUCGACCCAAUCUUUCAGGUACGGUCACGGUUCUGUUCACAUUGGGUUCAGUAAGCUAACAAAAUGCAAAGCAUAAAUAUACUUGUCUUAUGUGGAGACGGGAAAACAUUUUUUUACAUUUAAUAUAAAACAUUAAAAAGUACGAGCAGUAAAUUCUCCAAUUAAAAAAAAAUAAAAAUGAAGGCUGCAGACAAGUGUGACAGUUGUUUUGUGACACUUUUUCCAGCGAGAUAACAAAAAACAAAACAACAUCACUAGCCAGAUGCUGAGCUGAACCGUGUUUGUUUACGGCAGUUACACUUUCUGCUCCUUCCCGCAUCUUUUCCCUGUAGUACAUGUACCGUUACACCCGUAGUACUUGAGACCAUCACACGUGGGUUGGUUAUGUCGAUAGUGAGUGUGUCCUGAAAAACGUCUUAAGAAGAAGCACUGCCAAUGUCGACUUGUGCUGCCCGCUGACGACGAGUCAGCUGGUUGUUUUCAAAGAAGUAGCUCUUUUUUUUGGAAAUGUGUAAUUAUUCUGUUGAUUUCUAUGCUUGGGAUUUGCUGUCUUUCGUUGAGCUUCAGUGGGCCAACAUGAACUCGUUGCGGUCCAGAAGAAAUAUAGUUUAAAAAAAAAAAGCAUGGUAAGCGAUUUAAAAAAAUUAAAAAAAUAAAAAUAAAGAUGUCUUUGGCCUGCAAUGUUUCUGCAAGAGCGGCAGAGAGUGACGGCCCUUAAUAAUUGCGCAAUAUUUCGUCUUUACAUUAUGGAAGCGUGCCACCCACACGCACACACCUUCUCCUUGUAUCUCCUCGUCCACCAAUCAGACCUGAGAACCGUGCUGUCAAUCAAAACCCGACAACGCCUCCCCUUGUUACGACUACUACUCCUAUUCCUACUACUAGUACUACUACGACUAUACAAUGCUGUAACGUUGUAAAUCUUGUGGCUUCUGCAUGAGUUUGAGAAAUUAGUCAGACCGAUGUUUCACUGCCCUGGAUAGAACAAAAAAAAAAGAUGUCUAUGGACUUUUACGAGUUGUAUAGUGAGUGAUUGUGUCUCUGACCCACCGUAUUAUGUAUGAGCUUGUUACCACGACGACAAGCUUAUAGCAUCCAUAUAUGGCAAAACUUUGGUAGAUUUCUAUUGUGUUCUGUUGUGAUAGCAUGUACAAAAAAUACCUCCUCUGCAAUAAAUAUUUAUAUGAAAAA
Messenger RNA from Phycodurus eques (leafy seadragon), 6633 nucleotides. RefSeq names its product G protein-coupled receptor 158a (gene gpr158a). Gene Ontology annotation, biological process: G protein-coupled receptor signaling pathway. Gene Ontology annotation, cellular component: membrane. The transcript has 12 exons. NCBI's taxonomy places the organism in Eukaryota, Metazoa, Chordata, Actinopteri, Syngnathiformes, Syngnathidae. The record is from RefSeq and is a predicted model, not a curated record. The coding region runs from base 4 to 3651 and encodes 1215 amino acids. Gene Ontology annotation, molecular function: G protein-coupled receptor activity.